Messenger RNA from Styela clava, 4164 nucleotides. Its product is annotated as thrombospondin-type laminin G domain and EAR repeat-containing protein-like. Gene Ontology annotation, biological process: signal transduction. Lineage: Eukaryota; Metazoa; Chordata; Ascidiacea; Stolidobranchia; Styelidae. The record is from RefSeq and is a predicted model, not a curated record.
UAAACUCUGUGACGAAUGAAAAACGAAAUUGACAUCAGAGAGGUAUUAGUAAAUCUUAAUUGGAUUACAGAAUGGCCGGUGUGUGACACAAUUCGGCGAAGCGUGCUAGUGUGAAACCGUGGCAAAAGGAUUCAGGAUUAUAUCUUGGCCUGUAGGCCGAAAAACGGUACCGGUGAAAAUUUAUGAAAUGUCUGGGAAUGGUUCGCGGUUAGAUUCCUUCCACACAGAGUUGCUAAUAUAUCUGUUAUUUCUGCUGACGUGUUGUUGUUGGACGAAGCCAGUAAGAAGAAUGUGUGCCGACCCCGAAGCAAUCGAUUUACUAGGCUUAUCUCUGAGUUCGACGGGCACUUUUCCAAGAGGAGUUGAAAUUGUGACAGAUGGUGGAAGAAAAGGAUACAAAUUUGCUCCUGAAUCAAUAACGACAGGGAUGCCAGCUUCAACAGUGUUAAAUAAAUGUAAAUAUUUUCCAACGGAAUUUUCGUUCGUUAUUUCCUUCAAAUCAUCCACACAAAGACUGGACAGUGAAUAUUUAAUGACCCUUCUUGGUCCGGACAGAGAAACAAUACUAAUGGCAAUACGAACAAAAAAAGACUCUUUGUAUUUUGAUUUCCUCGACAAAAAUCAACCAAAAAGACAAACAAUAGGAAUAAAAUCUUCAAUUCUAUCUGACGGUUCUUGGCAUGACGUCAUAAUCGCGGUAUCGAAUACGGAUGUCACUUUCACCAUCGAUUGUGGGACGCCCUUUACUAGGUCGCUGAAAGCUCCGUUUCCAGAAAGACUUGACACUCAAAACGGACAUUUCUACAUAGCUAGUAGAAGAAAGAAGAGAAAUCGAUUCACAGGUAUUCUUCGUCAGCUGAAAUUACUAGCCGGAUCAGAUGCAUCAUAUUACCUUUGCUCUACCUCGCCUUCAAAAUCAUCUAAUUAUCCGGGAUGGAUUGACAACACUGUUAGUAAAGAUCCAAAGAAUAAAGUUAUAGAAUUUGAAGAGGGCAACUCCAGACCUCAAACAUGUGAUACAAAUAAUAAAGGACAUUUCGUGUACAGACCAUCCACUGGACAACUCGAAAUGUGCGAGGGAACAAGAUGGAAGCGACUCGCAAUAGGUAACAUAGCUGAAGAACGACUAGACUACAUCGAAGAUUUUUUAAAUUUAAAAACGAAAAGCAAAACUCUAGAUUUCGAAGUAUUUCGCAUACCGAGCGAAGGGCAAUUUCUAGCAGCUGCUAAUCAGGGUAGAGACAGAGAUAUGGACUCUACUAUAUAUAAAUGGACUAACGGAAAAUUCAUACCCUAUCAAAACAUAACUACAGACAGCGCACAAGAUUGGGAAUAUUUUCAAAUCGGAGAUGACCAUUUUCUAGCCUGCGCUAAUCAAGGUGCAGAUGAGAGGUCGCCAUAUGCAACAAGUACUGUUUAUAGAUGGUCGUCUUCAAAAAAAAAAUUCAUACCUCAUCAAUACUUUCGUACUUUUGCUGCUCAAAGUUGGGAAAGUUUUGAAAUUGAAGGAAAACACUACCUCGCUGUAGCGAAUUUCGGAGGAAGUCAAAAUCCUGACGUAUCAGGUUCGAGUUUACGAAUUAAAAGUUGGUUAUAUGAAUGGAAUCCUGAUCACAGAGCUUUUAUACAAUAUCAGGCACUCAAUACAAUAGGCGGCGUGGAUUUUGAAUACUUCGAAGUAAGCGGGAGACAUUAUCUUGCUGUAGCGAAUUCGUAUGAUGGAGACGAUUCUAGACUCCAUAGCGUCGUCUACCGGUGGGAAUAUUCAAAGUUCGUUCCACUGCAAUAUUUAGAAACUGUGGGUGCACAAGAUUGGGAACAUUUUGAGAUUAAUGGAAAACAUUUUCUUGCGGUGGCAAAUUACUACGAUUAUCGGAAAAAAUCGUAUACGAUCAAUUCAACAAUUUAUCAAUUAUCGGAAUCGGGGAAUCGAUUCGAUAAAAUUCAAGAUAUCCAGACAACCGGGGCGUUGGACUGGGAAUUUUUCACAGUUGGAAGAGAUUCAUUCAUUGUAGCUGCCAGUUCAUCUGACAAUAAUGCAAAACUAGACAACAUCAUAUACAGGUGGCAGGGCAUGGAACACUUUGUACCUGUGCAUUCAAUUUCAGUUAGUCCUUCGUCAGAUUGGGAGGUUUUCAAAACGGAGAACGGAAGACAAUUUUUGAUAUCAGCAAACGUCAAAGGAAAAAAUAGUAAAAUAUUAGAAUUGAUAACAUAUUAAUUAAUCUAUUUUUGUGAAACGGACAUAUCUUUAUUAGUGGCGUUGGUGGCAUAGCUUGUGUAAAGACUUUUUCGGAGUGAAAUAAAGAGUAUGUGUCUUGCUUUAUGCAUAGUGGGUUUGAGGUUGAAUCCCUGAAUUUGCAGAAUAAUCAUAUUUAGAUAUAACGCUUUUGUGCUGUCAAAUGAUUAUUUUAUUGAUAAUACUAUUUUACCUCAAAACAAUUAUGAGAAAACAAAUAAAACUUGUUACCCAAAUGAAAAAUAAUAAUACUUGAUCCUUGGUAAUUCAAAAAAAUUCGUGCAGUUUUCAAUGCUCUAUAUUCAUUCAUAAAUUUUCCUUUUAUUUAACUAUUUUUAUCACCAUUUUAUUUCCACGUAAUGUAUUUCAUUUCAGCAUAAUUUUUUUUUUUGUUCAAAACACCAAUUAUUUUGGAUUGAUUUUCAAGGUGUGAUCUUACUUUUUCUUUUUAUUCAUCAAUAUAAUUCACCACUGCACAGUGUCCUAAACAACCACAGUUCGCUUGGAUUAGACCAGUGGUUCCCAAACUUUCAGUAUCAUGGAAAUUUUUGGGACCUCCUGAAGUAUGAGCACCAAGGUGGCGCACAACCUGAACUCAGGUUGUGUACCAAGUUAGGGUUCAGGUUGUGCGACAUCUUGAUGCGCAUACUUCAGGAGUAGGCCUUCCCCUUUUAUGAUAAUUUGCCUGAUAAUUGCAGGCCCAUUAAAACGAGGGCUGUGGAGUCGGAGAAUUGACUCCGGGUUAAAAAAUAUUGACUCCGACCCCCGUCUCCGGAAUAACAAAAGGUUCGACUCCAAGUCAGAACUCCGAGAAACUUUGGCGUAUGCAUAACUUUUCAAUACUGUUUAACACCCAGUACAAUUAUUUUCAAACGUAUUUUAUCGGAUCCAGGAAAUUCAGAAUUUCAUUGUUAUCAUUGGAUAAGCAACCCAUAACCAAAAAAGUAUGAAAUGUUCCAUUCUGUAGACGGUUGGGAACAUCUGACUUAGACCGCCAUAUCAUACAUGCCUAACCAUCGACAUUGGCAUUAAUAAAGUGUGUAUUUUGAGCUCUAGCGUAAUGAGAAAACAAUGCUUUAAUUAAAAUUAUCGCCGAUUGUCACUAAAUUACAUGAUAACAAUGUCGGAAUUGUAACAUUUCAUGUUUUUAUAUCUUGCACUUAUUCCUGUUCAAAUUUUACUGGUAACGCAUUUCUAAGUUGGUCAUAUCAGUACGACCAGUGAGGCCCUUUGCACUACGUGAUUACUGAAAUAAUAUUUUUUUGGUGUCGUUAACAUUAUGCUCUCGAAUAAUGUAAUGCCUUAUCUGUGAAUUUACCCGAGUCGACAUUCAGGUCGUGUCGAUCAGAGAAUUGGUCUGGCUGUUAGUUGAGUACUAGUAUGAGUUAGAUCACAUUUAGUCGAGUUGAGUCAAUAACUGUAUCCUUACCAAUAUUUCACAUUUGUUGGCAUUUUUCUCUAUAACAGACCUUCCUAAUGACUUCAUGUCCGUUUAACUGAAAAUGAGAUACGAGAUCACAGCUUGUGAAAUUUUUUUUUGAUUGAAGAAUCAAUUAGAAGGUUAAUUAUAUAUGUAAUAAUACCAAACCUUUUUAUUACAAACAUCUAUCUACCUGUUUAUUUCUUUCAUUUUUCGUUUUUUUUUCUUAUCGUCCACUGCCACUGUUAUUUGAAAUAUAAUAAUAAUUAAUAUUUUUCAUUCGUAUGGUAUCAUGUUUGUCAUUAUCUCAUAGUUUUAAUUUAUUUUCAUUGCAUUCUCAUUCAGCAUAUUAUUAUUAUUAUUAUAUAUUUUUUCAUUUUGUAUUAUUUUCUUACUGUUGCUAUUAGAAUAUGUUACCAUCACCUUCGAAAAAUAAACUGUUUUGGUUUUUGAUAAUUUUUUUGAUCACGGAUAUGAAAUUAUGGCACUCCGCAAUAAAAGUGUU